This is a messenger RNA of Amyelois transitella, 1603 nucleotides long. RefSeq names its product WD repeat-containing protein 5 (gene wds). Gene Ontology annotation, cellular component: Set1C/COMPASS complex. Lineage: Eukaryota; Metazoa; Arthropoda; Insecta; Lepidoptera; Pyralidae. The record is from RefSeq and is a predicted model, not a curated record. The transcript is spliced from 8 exons. Gene Ontology annotation, molecular function: histone binding. The coding region runs from base 228 to 1265 and encodes 345 amino acids.
CUUUAUGUUGGCAUUACUCUUACCAUCGCGAAAUAUGCACGCAUUGAGACGCCUGAAUUUAGAAUGUUCGUUGAAAAUCUACGUUGAAUUAAAUGAGAAUCAGUGCAUUGGUGGUAUAUUGCGUGAACUUUUUGAUCAAAGAUAUAAUUUAGGCUGUUCUUAUUUGUGUUUAAGUGACUGUAGUGGGUGACGAAAAAAGUAAAACGUAGUGCGUCUAAAGUUGAAACAUGGUGCCGCUAGGACCCGGUCCUGGCCAUCCUGCUGCACAUCAAACUCACGGUGGACCUUCCACCAAUCUGUCUGGACCCAAUUCGCUUUCACAAACACCUCAAACCAAUAAAUCUUCAGCUGCGAAGCCGAAUUACACGCUUAAAUUCACACUUGCCGGACACACAAAAGCGGUAUCGUCUGUGAAAUUCAGUCCCAAUGGAGAAUGGCUGGCAAGCUCUUCUGCUGACAAACUUAUUAAAGUUUGGGGUGCUUAUGAUGGCAAAUUUGAGAAGACAAUUUCUGGACACAAAAUGGGAAUCAGUGAUGUGGCAUGGUCAUCUGACAGCAGAUUGAUAGUCAGUGCUAGUGAUGAUAAGACUUUGAAGGUGUGGGAACUAAGUUCAGGCAAAUGUUUGAAGACCCUGAAGGGACACAGUAAUUAUGUUUUCUGCUGUAAUUUUAACCCUCAAAGCAAUCUUAUUGUCUCUGGUAGUUUUGAUGAAAGUGUAAGGAUAUGGGAUGUAAGAACAGGCAAAUGUUUAAAGACACUACCGGCUCACUCCGAUCCUGUGUCAGCAGUCCAUUUCAACAGAGAUGGCAGCCUUAUUGUAUCAUCUAGUUAUGAUGGCCUGUGCCGAAUUUGGGACACGGCAUCAGGCCAAUGCUUAAAGACACUUAUCGACGACGACAACCCUCCUGUGUCCUUCGUGAAGUUCUCACCAAAUGGCAAAUACAUACUAGCAGCAACACUGGACAAUACGCUCAAACUGUGGGAUUACAGCCGAGGCAAAUGUUUAAAGACAUACACGGGUCAUAAGAACGAAAAAUACUGCAUCUUUGCAAACUUCAGUGUUACUGGUGGAAAGUGGAUUGUAUCAGGCUCAGAAGAUAACUUGGUAUACAUUUGGAACCUGCAAUCAAAGGAGAUCGUACAGCGGCUAUCAGGUCACACAGACACGGUGCUGUGCACGGCGUGCCACCCCACGGAGAAUAUAAUAGCGUCGGCAGCACUAGAGAAUGACAAGACUAUCAAACUUUGGAAGAGUGAUACUUAAAAUUUUAUUUUGGCUUGUAUAAGCAGAAGCAGUGAUCUGUAAAUUAUGUGGCUUCAUAUUGAGAGCCUAAAACACCAAUGAUUUCGAACUGAUUUAAAGCCACCCGAUUUGUGGCACCUUGGACAUAAGAUUCGAAAAUUUUCAUUAAAGACCAUUUGUAUAUUUUCAUUUCACAGUGAUGAGUGCAUUUUCAGUUGUUAUUAUUAUACAUAUUUUUCUAUCUGACAUACGAAAUGAAGAGAUAUGAAAUAUUUUAGAAAUUAAUUUUAGUUAAGAUUGAGUUUAAGAAUGCCGCUUAAGAAUAACUUGUUGGAUACGAUUAAAAAUUUAGUAGUUUA